This is a messenger RNA of Eubalaena glacialis (North Atlantic right whale), 2747 nucleotides long. It is a transcript of the gene NUGGC, whose product is annotated as nuclear GTPase, germinal center associated. The transcript is spliced from 21 exons. Lineage: Eukaryota; Metazoa; Chordata; Mammalia; Artiodactyla; Balaenidae. Gene Ontology annotation, molecular function: GTPase activity. The record is from RefSeq and is a predicted model, not a curated record. The coding region runs from base 229 to 2664 and encodes 811 amino acids.
GAGGCAGUGAGACGCAAGACGUGUUCUGAUUCUGAAUACGCUUGGAAGAUUUCAACAAGACUUCUGGACAGCCAGAUGUGGGCUCUAUACCCCGGCUGGUUCCACAUACCGAGACCAAGGCAAAGAAGCUGCCACUGUCUUCUUUUUGGAAUCCUGGAGCUGAAGCAGAAAAAGUGACAUCUGGCUGAUGCUCUAAGUGGACAAAAGCAGGUGAUUACACAACAGGAAAUGGCAGAAACUGAAGAUUUUGUGGGUCAGGAGCCACAUCCAGUUGAUGAUGAUUUAUUUAAAGAACCAACGAAAAAAAGAAGACGGUCAGAUCGAGACCAGCGGUUCCGAGCGUUUCCCUCUGUGGAACAAAGCGCCCUUAAGGAAUAUGAAAAACUGGAGUCACGGACCAGAAGGGUUUUGAGCAACACUUACCAGAAACUCAUUCAGUCUGUGUUCCUGGAUGACAGCAUCCCUAAUGGUGUCAAGUACCUCAUAAACAGGCUUCUUGCCUUGAUUGAAAAACCGUCAUUGGACCCAAUCUACAUCGGAUUAUUUGGAAGCACUGGGGCUGGGAAGAGCUCCCUGAUCAAUGCCAUCAUCCAGCAAGCCAUGUUUCUGCCAGUGUCUGGAGAAAGUAUAUGUACCUCAUGUAUUGUUCAAGUGAGCUCAGGCUGCUGUGAGCAGUAUGAAGCCAAAAUCCACCUACUCUCCGACCAGGAGUGGAAGGAGGAACUGAAGAACUUGACGAAACUCCUGCACAGGCCUGAGGCGCUGGGCAGAGAAGAAGAGGAUGCCUGGGACAGGGCUGAUGCAGUGGAGGAAGCCAUUUGGAAGCUGCAAAUGUUUUAUGGAAACGGGGCCGCAAGGAAGAACUAUGAGGAGUUACUAAGGGCAAAGCCCAAAGGAAAGAUUCCCACCUCCAGAGUCAUCACCCUCAAGGCGGAAGAGGCAGGAGAGCUGUCUCUCAAGCUGGACCCCUACAUCCGGACUCAGAGGAGAGGCUGGGAUGAAGGAUCAGCUGAGACACAAAUCUGGCCCUUGAUCAAACUGGUGGAAGUGACUCUUCCCAAAUCGGAGCUGAUUCCAGCAGGGGUUGUGCUGGUGGACAUUCCAGGCACAGGCGACUUCAACAGCAAGAGGGACGAGAUGUGGAGAAAGACGAUUGAUAAAUGCUCAGUGAUCUGGCUGAUCAGUGACAUUGAAAGAGUUUCUGGAGGGAGAGCCCAUGAAGACCUUCUGAACGAGAGCAUCAAAGCCUGCCAAAGGGGGUUCUGCAGGGACGUGGCCCUGGUGGUCACCAAGACCGACAAGCUCCACUUGUCGGAAUAUCUAAGGGAAAGAAAAGUGGGAAGUCAAGCUAUUCAAAGUCAGCGAGAGGCUGUUUUAGAAAGAAAUGAAAUGAUAAAGCUACAAAGGAAUAAAGUUCUCAAGGAAAAACUAAAGAGAAAACUGCCAGCUGACUCCAGGGUUCUGGAAGACUCAGAGCUGGUGUACACGGUCAGCGCCCAGGAAUACUGGCAGCAGGCUCUCCUCACCGAGGAGGAAACCGAAAUCCCCAAGUUAAGAGAAUAUAUCAGGAGGAGGCUCUUGGAUAAGAAGAGGAGGAUGGCGACCAAGUACGUCACUGAAGCUUUUGGCCUGUUGCUCCUCACAGACAGUUUCAGCUGCACAGACAACCUGCCGAACGAAUACUUGCACGUGAGUGGCCUGCGGAGAUUUGUGGAAGAGGAGAUAGAGCUGCUGGAGAAGGCCAUCGACCAGUGCUUUGCCCACAUAGUGCAGCCUCUGCAAGAAGGGGUCCGAAGUGCCAGGAGUUCCUACCGACAGAUCCUUGGGGCGUGCCUGGUGAGGAGUAGAGGAAACCAGGGUUUUCACCAGACUCUGAAAGCGGUUUGCCUGAAAAAUGGUAUCUACGCCUCCAGGACUCUUGGGAGAAUAGAUCUGAACGAAGCCAUCACGCAGCCCAUCUAUGAACAAAUUGAUCCCGUGUUUGGAGGCAUUUUUAGGUCUGGGAAGCCCACUGAUGGUUCAGCUCUGAUGCCCCACAUAGAUGCUUUUAAGCACUCUCUGCAGGAGAAGAUGACGGAAAUUGGGAUAAGAAAUGGCUGGAAAUAUGAUAGCUAUAAAAAGCGUUUCCUGAUCCAGGAGAUAAGCGCCAUCCUGGGAGGCCUGGAGGGACACAUCCUCAGAAAGAAGAGGAGGAUUUAUGAGUCUCUCAGCACCUCUGUUCAGAACGACCUGAAGCCCUGUUACGAAGAGGCAGCUCAGAUCACGGGCAAAAAAGCAUGUGAAAGAAUGAAAGAUGUCCUCAGAAGAGGGCUGGACCAGCAGGUGGCCGAGGGCAUGUUCGAACGGGCUCAAGAAAGGAUGCAGCACCAAUUUCACCACCUGAAGAUGAGAAAACUGAGGCAGAGAGAGGUGUAUCAAGAGGUCGCACAGCUAAAUGGAAUCACGGAGAAGGUGAAGGGCAGCAUCACCACCAUGGUGACCCUUGCUUCGUCCCAGGGCGAUGGGCUCCACAAGGAGCUAGCAGAUGUCAAAAGUGAAUACAAGGAGCUGGAGAAGCUGCACAGGAGCCUGAGGGAGGUUGCUGAGAAUGCACUGCUGCGUAGGGGCAUGCAAGAUUUCCUUCUGAGAAUGUCCCCCAGCAAAUCUGGCCCCCCCAAAACAUAGAUUUAAUUCUUGGGGCUUAGCACCAUGGAGUACAAACCUGGAGGCAAAAAAUCAGAUUUACUACUGUUUGUUAAAACCUAAUA